CUAGUGGCGAAGUUCUUUUACCUUCCAUUUUUAGACGUGUGAGAUUUUUGGUGAAAAUCCACUUGGAAAAAUGGCCAAGUCCAAGACAGAAAAGCGAACCAAGUCUGCCAUCAAUGAGGUGGUGACUCGUGAAUGCACAAUUCACUUAUCUAAGAGAAUCCACAACAUUGGCUUCAAGAAGCGCGCCCCACGCGCCAUCAAGGAAAUCCGGAAGUUUGCUGAGCACGAAAUGGGCACGAAAGACGUGCGUAUUGACACCAGACUCAACAAACACAUCUGGUCCAAGGGAAUCAGGAGUGUUCCGGUACGUGUCCGUGUCCGCCUUGCGCGUCGACGCAACGAUGAUGAGGACUCACCUAAUAAGCUGUACACCCUCGUAACCUACGUUCCAGUGCCCACAUUCAAGGGCCUCCAAACGGAAAAUGUGGAAUCUAGCGAUGAUUAGAGUGUACGGAAAUAUACACUAUGAAAUUGCA
Molecule: messenger RNA, 476 nt
Organism: Phlebotomus papatasi
Lineage: Eukaryota; Metazoa; Arthropoda; Insecta; Diptera; Psychodidae
Gene: RpL31
Product: 60S ribosomal protein L31
Exons: 3
Coding region: 71-445 (124 amino acids)
Biological process (GO): cytoplasmic translation
Cellular component (GO): ribosome; cytosolic large ribosomal subunit
Molecular function (GO): structural constituent of ribosome
Source: RefSeq, a predicted model, not a curated record